AUGAUGCUGGACGAGUUGGGCCCAACAGCAGCCACAAACUGGACCACGACCUACACCGACUUGCCCAACUACUACAUCACGUUCUACGACGAGGCCAACAGCAAAUAUGUCAAUACUACAAGCAAUAUUACACAGGUGUACCAGUCGUUCAUCCUACCGUGGUGGCGUCAAGUGCUAUGGACGGUGCUUUUCGCGGGCAUGGUGGUGGUGGCCACCGUUGGCAACCUCGUCGUCAUAUGGAUAGUUCUCGCGAACAAGAGAAUGAGGAGCGUUACUAACUAUUUCUUGGUUAACCUGUCAGUGGCCGACGCUAUGGUUUCGACGUUGAAUGUGACCUUCAACUUCACCUACAUGCUGUACUCAGACUGGCCCUUUGGUCAUUUCUACUGCAAGUUUUGCCAAUUCAUCGCCGUACUCAGUAUAUCAGCAUCGGUUUUUACACUCAUGGCAAUCAGUAUAGACAGGUACGUCGCCAUUAUGAGCCCCCUUCAACCUCGGUUGGGUAAGAGGGCCACGCUCGGCAUCGCUGGCGCCAUAUGGGCUGGCAGCUGUAUCAUCAGCAGCCCCAACAUCAUCUACUUCACAACAGAAGUUGAUUUGCUACCUGACGGCACUACUAGGCGUGUAUGUUUUCCUGACUGGCCAGACGGCAUCACCACGGAGUCACAGCUGGAAUAUAUAUACAACGUAACGUUCAUGGUGCUGACUUACUUCCUACCGAUUAUAUCGAUGACAUAUACUUACGCUAAGGUUGGCGUAGAACUAUGGGGGUCGAAAUCUAUUGGAGAAUGCACGCAGCGGCAGUUGGACAAUGUGAAGAGUAAGCGGAGGGUUGUCAAAAUGAUGAUUGUUGUGGUGGUGAUAUUUGCGGUGUGCUGGCUGCCAUUUCAUGUCUACUUCGUGGUCACCUCUUACUAUCCAAGCGUUGUGAACUAUCCCUACAUACAGGAGAUAUACCUCGGCAUUUAUUGGCUCGCCAUGAGCAAUUCUAUGUAUAACCCCAUUAUUUACUGUUGGAUGAAUUCCAAAUUUAGGCGCGGGUUCAAGCAAUUCUUCUGGUGCUGCGGAGCUAUGGACGCUGGACUUAGACGACGUCGUGGUUUCACACCGGACCGACUGGAUCGUUCCAUGCGGUCACUUUCUCCAAGCAGAAAGAACGGAACUAGUACGAUACGCAUAUCGUUGCAGAGCACGUACAAUAAUCCAAUUGCGGGCAGCACCUGACAUAGGCGAGGGGCUUGCGGAGCCCACAACGAUCGCGGUGCA
Molecule: messenger RNA, 1266 nt
Organism: Pararge aegeria (speckled wood butterfly)
Lineage: Eukaryota; Metazoa; Arthropoda; Insecta; Lepidoptera; Nymphalidae
Gene: NGR-A24
Product: tachykinin-like peptides receptor 99D
Exons: 9
Coding region: 1-1224 (407 amino acids)
Biological process (GO): G protein-coupled receptor signaling pathway
Cellular component (GO): plasma membrane
Molecular function (GO): tachykinin receptor activity
Source: RefSeq, a predicted model, not a curated record